AUGAUUCUUUGUAUUCUUGUAUGUUUUAUACAAUUUGUAUUUAUUUUUCAACUUUUUUCUAAUACAUCAUCAAUUGAGAAAUCUAUUUUAUUACCUUCAUUUUAUAAUUCAAAUACAAUAUUAAAUUGUACAAAAAAAUUAAUAUGUCCACGUAAUAUUACACAUUUUUCUAUUCAUAUUGAUAAAAAUAUUCAAUAUCCGAAUGUAUCUUAUAUACGUUCACCAAUUUUUUUAACUAUACUUGAUAUUAUUCGAAAUUCAUCUUAUUAUACAAAUAAUUCAAGUUUAGCUUGUGUACAUAUAGCGCCUGUUGAUACAAUUGAUCGAGAUCGUCGAUCAAAAAAUGGUUAUUAUACAUAUUUUAUUGAACAACAUUUAAAAUUUUUUCAUGAAUGGUCAGAUCCAAAUAAAAUUCAUUUGAUAUUUAAUCAUUAUACAGGAACUUGGCCAUCUUAUCAACGUACACUAGAUUUUAAUUUACCAUCAAAAUAUAUUCUUGCUUCAACUAGUUUUACUUAUACAAAUUAUAAUUGUUCAUCACAUAUAACAUUUCCAUUAUUUCAUACUAAUUAUUCAUCAAAUUUGACAAAAAAUUUUUCUUUUAAAUCACGUAAAAUUCUUCUUUCAUUUAAAGGUAAAAGUUAUGAAGAUGUUCAACAUCAUCGUACAUUUUUUCAUCAUCUAAAUAAUAAUUAUGAUAUAAUUAUAAAAUAUACUAAUAAUAAUAAUUCAUAUGAUCAAUAUGAAUAUAUAGAACUUUUUCAACAAUCAUAUUUUUGUCUUGUACCAAGUGGACGUCGUUUAUAUACAUAUCGUUUUCUUGAAUCAUUACAAUAUGGUUGUAUACCUGUUAUAACAACAAAUAAUAAUGAAUUAUUAAUACUUCCGUUUAGUGAAAUAAUUAAUUGGUCUAAUAUAAUUAUUAUUUAUUUAAAUUCAUCAUUAAGUAUAUUACCAUAUUAUUUAAAAAAUAUUAAUAUAAAACAACGAAUAAAAAUGCAACAAGAAUGUUAUAAUAUAUGGAUAAAAUAUUUUUCAUCAAUAUCAAGAAUUAUUUUAACUUUACUUGAUAUAUUAAAUGAUCGUUUUAUCUCAUCUUCGUCUUUUUAA
Messenger RNA from Rotaria sp. Silwood1, 1110 nucleotides. The record is from the annotation of a GenBank genome assembly. NCBI's taxonomy places the organism in Eukaryota, Metazoa, Rotifera, Eurotatoria, Philodinida, Philodinidae.